UCUACCCACAGGCUUGUUUCUCAGUGAGGACUAUUUACAUGCCAAGUUCCAAGUCUCCUUUCUCCCCUCUUUAAAGGGAGGGAGGGGGGAUGUCUAGUUUUUCAUGGUGUGGAAAGUAAAUAUUUCAUAUUCCCAACUCAAAAAUAGUGAAAAGGGAUUUUGCUCAAGGGGAUUCUCUUAGAAAGACCAAGCGUCUGUGGAGAACAUCACCCCGUCCGGUAUUGACUAUUGAAGAUCGGCAGACCUUCCACUAGAGACGCAACUCACGGAAAAGACCGUUUUGGCAACUUGAAAGACACUUCAAGCUGUCGACUAGAGAACUUUUUGAAAACAUCCGUUUGCUGUUGUGUGAAGUUGAAACUGAGAGGGGCUUUUAUACACAUCUGAAAAGCACAACCGGCACUCAGAUGGCCAGCAACAACACCGCCAGCAUAGCACAAGCCAGGAAGCUGGUAGAACAGCUGAAAAUGGAGGCCAACAUUGACAGAAUAAAGGUGUCAAAAGCAGCGGCAGACCUGAUGGCGUACUGCGAAGCCCAUGCCAAGGAAGACCCUCUACUGACCCCGGUGCCAGCUUCAGAAAACCCCUUUAGAGAGAAGAAGUUCUUCUGUGCAAUUCUGUAAGCCCCCCAUGAGCCUGACAUGCACUCGGCCCGCUCUGAACACUGAUGUAGCGUUUUUAGCAAUGUGGACAACUUUCUAGUCCACAGAAUUUAAAAAAUAACAAGGCCUGGAAGAUCCGGAGAUGUGCAUGUUUAAAGAAACUGGUCACCUUUUUGGGGAAUAAGAUCUACAUCAUGAGGCAGAAGAUCUGAGAUCUGCAGAGUCAUCGAGAUAGAAAAAUAUGUAAAGAUUAAGUGUGUGUCACUUUUCUGCUCACAAAAAAAAAACAACAACAAAAAACCCUUGUUUGAUCCAUAUUUAAAAAAGACACUUGUGCUGAGCAAAGUAAAGGCUGAGGCUGUGUAUAACCUCAUUGGAAUGAUUAUCGUUGGGUUUUUCCAAAUAAUACUCUUAUUUAAGUUGAAUUGUCAAAUAUCACAACAGGCUAGAUUACUAUUAUAUUACUUAAUGUUCGGUCUUGUGCUUUUUUUUUGUUUUGUAUUUUUGUUUUUGCAUUAGAGUAGCACAGAGAUGGGUGGGAUUCCUCAAAAGAUAACAAACUAAACUGGUUAGCAAGGGCUUAGUCAGUGAUACUUCACAUCUGCAGUGUGAACACUGUCUGUCUGUGUGUUUCUUGCAACCUAUUACCACGACUUCUAACACUUGUAUAUGGUAGCUUCAAUUCUGCAAGUAAAAGUAAAUCAGGUGUUGUGAUUGGUGCUUCAUAUUUUUGUGACUACUUUUAAGUAAUAGUGCAUGAAAAUAUCCUUGUGUUCAAUCCAUUUAGAAACUUCUAUUGUUUGGAGCCACAUGCUGGUGGAAGACGCUGUAGAGAAAAAACAAAAGAUGUUCUGACAGCAAAGAGAAAACUACUCUAAUGCCUUAGAUGUGCCUGAAAUACCUCUCAUGUUAUGUAGGGUUGCCAGCUACUGAGAAGCCUAUUCCUGAAAUCAGAACAGUUUAUAUGGGGAAUUUAGGGUCACUCAGAUCCCUGGAGGUCAUAGGUUAAAACCAAGAAGGAAAAUUAUAUACAUUUAUGUUGACCAAGUUUUCUCUGGUCCUCCCCUACCCUUCUGUGCUUCUUCUCUUUACCCAUAUUUCUUGAUUUUAAUAUCACUCGAUCUAUAUUAAUGUUUCACAGCAGCAUGUCUUCUCUGAACCAUGUCCCUUAAGCAGCGUGACAGAACCAGUACCCAGCAGGCCUGCUGCUGUACUGUGUUAAGUGGCUGAUCCAAGCGCGGCUUGAUUCAGAGGGGACCUCAGAUGGAAGGCAGUGCAAGCUUGUCCACCCCUGCGCAAUUCUCUGCUUCCCCUAUACUGCCCUCGAUGGGUCUCUUUUCCCAAAUCUGUAGGCUCGAAACCCCAGUGUUUACAAAACUCCCUCUGCCAUCGAAUCUGACCGCAAUUUUCAACCCUCUCUUCCCCCACUCAUUGUUCAGAACAUGCUUUUAAUAACAGCAGGGCCAUAGCACUCUGUACCCAAACAAUGGCAACAUGCAGGUCGCAAAUGUGCAUAUGGUUAUAAUAGCAAGAGGACUCCAUACUGAUGGACUAAGGGUGAUCUAUCAACCACCGAAAUUUUUGUUAAUGUGUUGGACUCCCGUUAUCUGGUCACUAACCAUCCAGCCCUUUGUGAGCUUUCACCAUGUAUUUCUUACCGCUUUAACAACCCAUCAUGAAACAAAACGAGAGUGAAGAAAAUCGGGUGCGUCUUUAAAUAGAGCCCCCAAUUACAGGGUGGUAUAUCGACACGACAUACCUCGAACAGCUUAAGGUGGAAGCUUGCACCUUCCUCGCUUUGUAAGCGUCACGUUUUGAGUUGCUGUUCCAGGUGUGCCUCCAUUGAAGCCUCCAAGCUGGACAAUGAGGCGUUAAGAAAGAUGGAGAGGUGGCUCUAAUCAAUCGGAUGAGCCCUGCUAAUCAGGGCAAAGCCAAACCAUCAGAAUGGGGUCCUGGUGGAAGCUCCCAGUGCUUUGCUUACAUGUAGCCUAAAAUUAACAUAUUUGUUUAAUCAGCUUUAGGAAACUCGUCCUAACCAGAUGGAGA
Molecule: messenger RNA, 2648 nt
Organism: Mauremys reevesii (Reeves's turtle)
Lineage: Eukaryota; Metazoa; Chordata; Testudines; Geoemydidae
Gene: GNG2
Product: G protein subunit gamma 2
Exons: 5
Coding region: 408-623 (71 amino acids)
Biological process (GO): G protein-coupled receptor signaling pathway
Cellular component (GO): heterotrimeric G-protein complex
Molecular function (GO): G-protein beta-subunit binding
Source: RefSeq, a predicted model, not a curated record